AUGGACGCCAUGGGAUUUGGAAGCAAAGCGACCAAGCCUACCGCCGAGCCCUUUGUCAAGCUGCCUCCCUCCAAGCGCGUUGAUGUGGCCCAAGAAUACCAAAAGAGAUCUGGCGAGAAGCCCAAACUGAACCUGGUAGUGAUUGGACAUGUGGAUGCUGGUAAAUCUACCUUGAUGGGACACUUUUUGUACGAUCUCGGUCAGGUCAAUGAACGUACCAUGCGCAAAUUCGAACGCGACUCACAAAAGAUUGGUAAAGGAUCUUUUGCUUUUGCCUGGGUUUUGGACGAAACAGGAGAAGAGAGAGAUCGUGGUAUUACCAUGGAUAUCGCUACCAAUCACUUUGAAACCGAACAUCGUCAAUUCACAUUGUUGGAUGCACCUGGACACCGUGAUUUCAUUCCCAACAUGAUAUCAGGUACUGCGCAGGCGGACGCUGCCAUUUUGGUUGUAGAUGCCUCUACCAAUGCGUUUGAGGCUGGUUUUGAUGCUGGAGGUCAGACAAAAGAACAUGCCGUGUUGGCAAGAAGUCUGGGUGUGCAGCAGUUGAUUGUGGCUAUCAACAAAUUGGACAUGGCUGACUGGUCUCAAGAUCGAUUCAAAGAGAUUCAGGCUAAAUUGGGUGCUUAUCUGUAUCAAGUAGGCUUCAAAAAGCCAAAUGUGAUAUUUGUGCCUGUAUCUGGUCUGACUGGCGAGAAUUUGGUCAAGAAGAGUGCGAUUGCUGAACUGACAUCCUGGUACAAUGGACCUUCUUUGAUGGAGCAAAUCGAUAAAUUCGAGGCCCCCACUCGUUUACUGGACAAGCCUUUGAGAAUGCGUGUUACAGAUUUCUUCAAGGGCGGUAUUGGAAGCAGUGGUGGUGUGUCUGUUGCUGGCAAUAUCGAGUCUGGUACCAUUCAAGUGGGUGAGCAGAUUAUGAUUGUGCCUGGAAAUGAAGUAGGCUUUGUAAAAACUAUGCAAGUGAAUGAGGAACCAGCUACUUGGGCUGCUGCAGGUGAUUCCGUAUUAAUGACAUUAGUUAAUCUGGAUAUCAUGAAUCUGAGUAAUGGGUGCGUGCUGUGUACAGGCGCAAAACCAGUGCCAGUAACAACCACGUUUGAAGCGCAAAUUGUUGUGUUUGAUAUCCGUAUUCCCAUCACACCUGGAUAUCCCGUUGUUCUUCACCAUGGCAGUCUGGAUGAACCAGCAUCUGUCAUCAAACUCAUAGAAAUCAUAGACAAAUCCACAGGCGAGGUGACCAAGAAGAACCCCAGAUGUUUGAGCAAGGGAACGACAGCCAAGGUCCAGAUCAAACUCUCGCAGCGUCCUAUUCCUCUGGAGACAUUCAAAGAUAGUAAGCAAUUGGGUCGUAUCAUGCUGCGUAAGAAUGGUGAAACUGUGGCUGCUGGUGUUGUAAAUGAAAUUUUGACAUUUGGAUCUUAA
Molecule: messenger RNA, 1422 nt
Organism: Mucor velutinosus
Lineage: Eukaryota; Fungi; Mucoromycota; Mucoromycetes; Mucorales; Mucoraceae
Exons: 3
Coding region: 1-1422 (473 amino acids)
Biological process (GO): translation
Molecular function (GO): GTP binding; GTPase activity
Source: RefSeq, a predicted model, not a curated record